This is a messenger RNA of Hevea brasiliensis (rubber tree), 1797 nucleotides long. RefSeq lists its product as uncharacterized. Bases 237 to 1106 code for a protein of 289 amino acids. The transcript has 4 exons. Gene Ontology annotation, molecular function: RNA binding. The record is from RefSeq and is a predicted model, not a curated record. Lineage: Eukaryota; Viridiplantae; Streptophyta; Magnoliopsida; Malpighiales; Euphorbiaceae.
GUUUUGUGUACUCGCCUUAGCAUCAUCGAAGCUGUAAUAAGCGAACGUUCCCCCCUCCCCCCAAAAAAUAACUAGCCCUUAUUCUUUGAAACCCUAGUUUCUUUGUCCUCUCCUUCUGCCUCUCGGUUUCUCAAUCCUGUAAUCAGGGCCUCAAUUGGAGCUCUAUAGUAGCUCAAACAAGUUGAAUAUCUACUUCUGCAAUCUUUGUUUCAGGUAUAUUUUUUGUGGCAGAGAAUAUGGAUGUCGAUAUUGAUCAUUAUAAUGUUUUAGGGCUACCUUCCGGGGAGGAGGGGGCUAAGCUUACAGAAAAGGAAAUAUCAAAAGCAUACAAGCUGAAGGCUUUAGAGUUGCACCCAGAUAAGAGACCAGAUGACCCAAAUGCCCAUGCCAAUUUUCAAAAGCUCAAGUCGUCAUAUGAGAUUCUCAAGGAUGAGAAAGCGCGCAAAUUAUUUGAUGAUCUCCUCCGAGUUAAGCGGGAGAGGUAUGUUCGCGCAUCUCAAAAGGAUGCAAAGAGGCAAAAGAUGGUUUCUGAUCUUGAAGAAAGAGAGCGGGCUGCCUUUGCACCAGACCCUGCUGCCAGGGCUCGGGAGGAAGAGGAUAGGAUCACUAGGAAGCUUAAAGAAGAGAUAGCAAGAAUACGUGCAAUGCAUGCAAAUAAAAGAGCACCUGCAGCAUCGGCUUUAAAGAAAGAGACAGCAGGAGUGACGAAGGAGGGUGCGAGUAAUGUAGAUAGGGAGAAGAUGCUUAAGGUUUCUUGGGACAAAGGUGGUGAGGAUUAUACUUCAGAAAGGUUGAAAGAGUUGUUUUCAAGGUUUGGUGAGGUUGAAGAUGUGGUAAUCAGCAGUUCUAAGAAAAAGCGCUCUGCACUUGUUCAAAUGGCAACUAUAGAAGCAGCUAUUGCUGCUAUGGGAACUGUCUCUGGCAAUCUAUCUAAUCCUCUUCUAAUUGUACCUGUUAAACCAGCUACUGCAACAGAGCUUUCAAGUGUGCAGCAGUCCGCUGAAUCUGCUCGCCUAAAUAAUUUGGUUGGCACUGGUUAUAAAGCAUAUGAAGAUUCCGUCUUAGAGAAACUCCAAAAGGCUGCAGCAGCAAAAAACCAAAAAUGACAUGCAACGGUAUUUUGAUGUUCAAUGGUGCAUUAAUGCCUGGAUCUUCCCCAGGCAAAAUGUAAAGGUAAUUAAGGAAUGAUGUGCUCCCUUAUGAUCCAACUUUCUCACUUUUUGCAUGAGGUUUUGUGCUUUCAAGCUUUGAUUACUGAAGUAGCCCUGCAAGUAUUAGACCAUUUGAGACAUCCUAUAACCAAGGGGAAUUGUGUGUCCAUUUCAAGCGUGCCAUGUGACGAACAAGGAACAGUUUUUCCAUGUGUUUGAAGCAUGAUUGCGGGGGGGAUUUUUAGAGUGUUUAUUAGGUUGUUUCCUGCAAAAUUUCUCUUAUAAUAAAAAAGGACCGAAGUAGAAACCAUUAAUUGCAAUGUUGACUGAUUUAGGUCUUGCUGUUGGAUUUGCAGGACAGAUUAUUCUAUAGCCUUCCAGAUGACUGCUUCACGGGAGUUUGCCGACUCUUUUCAAUAUCUAAAAUUAUUACAAUUCUCCAUUUUUAUUGGUAUAAUUUGGUGAGUCAUUACCAUUGGGGGAGUUGGUAGUACUGAGAGCAGGCUUUGGGUUGUAGACUGUACAUUAUGGGUAUCUAUUUUGGGAGAGUAACCCUCGCCUAUCACAUUUCAAAUGCUCAUGUAUCUUAGAUAGCUUUUUUUUGGUGAAAUAAAAUAAAAUAAAAUAGCUUUUUUGGGUCCUUUAA